CAUCGUGAAAUCUUUCUGAUUUUUCGAUCAAAACUAUACCUUUUACUUUUGAAUCGAAUUUUGGAUCAUAUGCUCCAGGUGCAGGAACAUCAUCUAUAAAAAUUUUCAAUAAUAUUGCAAUUAGAAAUGCACGAAAAUUUAAAAAUAUCAAAAUACAUAUCUCGAAAAUUAUAUUUCGGGAUUCAAUAAUGGCGGGAUUCUUUAGAAUUUCAAGAGUUCAAAUCACAUUUCCGUGAUAUAAAUGCAUCAGAGUCUAAUUUAGUACAAGAGUAAAAUUUAAAAGUUUUAAAAUGCAACAGUAUGUGGACACAUUAUAUAAACUAUACAAUAAUCGCGCUUAUGUGGAAAUAGGACGGCAGUACCGUUGUUUGAUACAGAUUAACUGUAAAUCUUUGUUCUGAGUGUGGAUCAGUUAUAUAUACGAAAUUUUAAUAAAAAUAAAUUCAAAAUGAACAUAAAUUUUAUACGUAUUAUAUUUACUUGUAUUGCUUUAUUAACUGGUAUUAUUGGAUUGUUAUUGAAUUAUGUGGAAUGUUACCUGCCUACUUUAAUUAUUCGUACUUAUCGUUAUGGUAAAUAUUCUACAAAAGUGUAUCAACCAUUAGUUGCAAAAAUAGAAGUACCUAAAGGGUGGUUUAAACAUUUCUACGCCUUUGCUGCGCCAGCUUCUAGUUGUGUGUUAUAUUUAGUUAUUUGCAAAUAUUUCCAGAAUAUUGAUGUCCCCAAAAAUCUAAUAUGGAUGCUGAACAUAUGCUUAGGACCCCAUAGAAAACCAUUAGUAUCAGCAGAAAGUACAUUUAUUGCUGCUUUACUUAUAACUUUUCAUUGUUGGAAACGAUUUUAUGAAUCUCAUUUUGUAAAUAUUUUUAGUAACAAGAAGAUGAAUAUUUCUCAUUAUGCAAUUGGAUUUUUUCAUUACAUAGGAACUUUAAUAUGCAUUAUUGGCGAAUCUGAGGGCUUUUUUGAAGAUAUGAACGUAACUUUUUCUUGGAGAAGAACCACAUAUCCUCAGCUAAUAUGUGCAAUGAUUUUCUUAAUAUCCUCGUAUACUCAACUUAAAACCAAUUUUAUUCUCAGAAACUUACGAAAGGAUAAAAAUAAUGAAAUUAAUACUACAAUAUAUAAAAUACCACAUGGUGGCCUUUUUGAAUAUGUAUCAGGUGCAUUACAAAUUACAGAAAUAAUUAUUUAUUUGACAAUGUCUAUAAUACUAUGGCAGAGUUCUACAUUUCAUUUUAUUACAAUUUGGGUCUUGGUAAAUCAGGUAUCGACUGCAGUGUUAACACAUAAGUGGUAUAUACAAACAUUUCAGAAUUAUCCAAAAUGCCGUAAAAUUCUGAUUCCUUAUCUAUUAUAAAUAUAGUAAACAAAGUCUCAGUAUAUUUUAAUAAAAGUAUACAUGAUUAAGACCAUUUUUAUAAGCAUCAUUCUAUAAGUAUUGUUGUUAUGAAUGAUAUCAAUAAUUACACAAUAUGAAUUAUAUUAAUAAUUAAUUAAUGUCACACUUGUUAAUGUAAGCAUUGUUUUCAGCUUUAAUAUGGAAUAAUUAUU
Molecule: messenger RNA, 1551 nt
Organism: Megachile rotundata (alfalfa leafcutting bee)
Lineage: Eukaryota; Metazoa; Arthropoda; Insecta; Hymenoptera; Megachilidae
Product: polyprenal reductase
Biological process (GO): dolichol-linked oligosaccharide biosynthetic process; polyprenol catabolic process
Cellular component (GO): endoplasmic reticulum
Molecular function (GO): 3-oxo-5-alpha-steroid 4-dehydrogenase activity
Source: RefSeq, a predicted model, not a curated record